Messenger RNA from Amoebophrya sp. A120, 3627 nucleotides. Lineage: Eukaryota; Dinophyceae; Syndiniales; Amoebophryaceae. The record is from the annotation of a GenBank genome assembly.
CCUGGCGGCGCGCCGGCGCUGCCCGCGUUGCAGAGCGGUAGCACGGUCCCGGCGCUAACGGAUACGGGAACCAGUUCGGCAGUCAUCAACGCACGUCGGUCGCUGUCCGGCAACCGCCUGAUGGAUCCGCCCAAACCGGCGAUACACAAGCGCCUGGGCGCCUUGGUUGUGUCUAAGUCGAAGGCGCUUGCGCAGAAAAGUCGAGAAACCGUGGCGCGCAAGAAACAGGUUUUCAACGCAUACAUAGAGAGUACCGCGCUAGCAGAGUACUUGCAACCGAAGUCGCCUCUGGGUCGCACGUCGAAAGGCGGAGACGUCGCGGCGGGCACGGGCGGUGCAGGCGACGGUGCCGCGGACGGGGCUACUGCGCCUGACAAGAACACGGAGCAGGAGAGCGGGGGGCUGCUGUCCCUGCUCAACCUCCUGCUGUUCGUCUUCCUAUUCGUUGCACUGAUGUCCCUGCAGAUUCGUGGCCCGGAGUCCCUCGCAAUGUCGCAAGCCAAUCUGGGGGACCAGACUCGCAGUCCUGUGUGGAUCGAUCUUGACCCGCUACGCUCGGUGAAUUACGAUGGCAUCAAGUCGAUGCAAGACGUAUUCGUCUGGUCGAAGUCUGCCUUAGUCUCCAAUCUGUACGCCGCUCCAGCCUGCGUGAGCACGGUACUGAGAGAUACUUUUCAAGAAAGAUACAAGCAGAAUGAAACAUACGGACGAGCAAAAAGACGCCAUAUUAGAUGAAGAUCCUGACAAGUCGUGUGUUGGUCUCGUAGGAUUUUCAGGACUUCUUUCUCAUAGCAAUGCAAGUUUUCGAACUACUCAACAUCGAUCCCUUUCGCAGGACGGCACGACGGUGACGUUGCUUGAGGACGGUUCCACCAGUUGCGCCGAGGAGGAAACCACCGUGAAUCGCGUUGCCGGUUGGAACAGCGGGUUUCAGUACAAGACGUUCGUUCGGAUCACGAUUCAGCAGGCCUGCUACGAGACCAACCCGGACACAAAAUGGAAGGACGGCUACCCGUCUUUGCGCGUCAGUGACCAGUACACGGACUGCACGGUCAGCAGCUGCUCCUUGGAAUCCUGCCAGGAUCCCACAGGAAACGACCGGAGCCGCCCGACCUUCGUCGGCAGCUCCGGGACCAGCUACACGUUUUACGACCCCGCGGAGCUGGGUACCUUCGCAAGAACCGGGGGCUACCAGGUCUACUUGAUGAAGAACCAGACCACCGCCCUGCAGCGGCUCGAAAAUCUGAAGACCGACCUGCUUUUUUCCGAGUUGGAGGUCACCAGCAUGGUGUUCGACUACGUGACGCAGAACAGCAACACAGACCUCUACACCUACAACUCCGUCGCUUUCAGUCAGAGUGAAACCGGGUUUUUGCUCAAGUCCGCGUCCUCGGUGCCCUUGCCGUUCGCGAUUUUCUCCGACGGCAACUACUACAGCGGCGAGCGGACCACGAUUUUAGUGCUAAGUAUCCUGUACUUUUUGUGCGUUCUCAUCUACACCUACCAGGAGGUGAACAAGCUGCGGCGGCAGCACCGCGAAACCUUCGCCGCGUACAACGAAAACCCGUUCGGCGUGGACAAACCGCACAUGUGGCAGUUUCUGAUGGACCACUACUCGAAGUCCGGAUUCAACCUGUUGGAGACCGCUUCGACGCUGAGCUCGCUGAUCAUCUUGCUCUACUUCGCGCUCUACCUCGCCCAGGCCUUCCGCACCAACUUCAUGAUCUCGGCCACGCGGCACUUCCGCUGGGAGCUGCCCAACAGCGAGGUGAAGUCCUACGGCAUUUCCGCGGAGAGCAGCGAGACGCGGCUUUUCGAGGAGGACGCGUACAUCUUUCUGCAGUUCGAGACGCUGCGCGACCUGUACGGCACAAUUUUGAUUUUCGCCAGCAUCAACAGUCUGUUCCUCACGCUGAAGGUGGUCAAGUUCGUGCUCGGGUGGAAGGUUUUCUACAUCAUCGCCACCACGCUGGCCCGCGCGCUCUCGCUCAUUCUGGUUUUCACCGUCGUGAUGACCCUGCAGCUGAUCGGGUUUGCGCUGCUGUUUCACGUCGAGUUUGGGGCGGUGAUCCCGGACCUGGGGUCGCCGGUGCGGGCCGUGGACACCAUGUUCCGGUUUCUGCUCGGCGACUUCGAGCGGAUCCUGCAGGAGAUGAAGCAAAAGGGCGACGUGCUGGCCAGCGUGAUGUUUUUCCUCUUCAUGCUGUUUUUCUACUUUCUCCUGAUCCAAAUCUACCUCGCCACGAUGAUGUCCACCUACAGCCACUGCGUCUCCAACGUCACCGUGCGGCAGGCCCACGCGCUGGUGGGGGUCUACGACGCUGACGAGGCCGCACGGCAGCUCCGCAAGAAGCGGCAGAAGGAGGCCCGGGAGCACCGGAAGAAGGCCAUGUCGGUGAUCGAGGAGGAGGGCGAUCCGCAGACCACCCUGUUCAUCGCGCGCACGCUCAACUGCCUCAAGAACCUGUUCGCCUUCUUCAGCAGCGACAACAGCGACAGCAAAAACCUCUUCGACAAGGAGCAGGAGGAGCUGAAUUUGUCCAGUGCCAACCCGGAAUUCUGGAUGCACAACGGCGGGCUGGCCGAGGUGGACCGCGACGUGGUGGACGUUACGCAGAAGUUCGAGCACGAAGCGGACAUCGCCUACGCGUGUCCCCCGCAGACCCCGGGGUACCUCAGUUUGACGCCGGAGUUUUCGGCCGGCCCGGAGAUCGCGCACGUCACGCAGCAGUUGACGCAGCUGAAGGCGAUGCGGCAGAAGCGCGACCAGGUGGACGGCGCGCCGCCGCUCACGUUCGAGAAGCAACAGGAGUUCUACCUCCGCUGCCUCAAGAACACGCUCACGGACGUGAUGUUCACGCGCAAGGGCGCGCGCCUGUUCACCAGCGACGAGAACUACGCCAGCCACACGUUUCAGGUGGAGGACUUCGCGGACCUGCAGGAGAUGGCUACCUUUCUGGCCGGGCACGUGGUGUACGGCGAGGAGUUGUGGCUGGACGCGGUGCUGUCGCAACUCGAGGAGGUAGACGCGCACUUCGUGAACACGCUGUUCACCAAAGACGCGAAGCUUCCCACGACGGAGAAGGUGGGGCAGCGCGUGCUGGAAAAGCUGCGGAAGCCGCUCUACGAGGGCGGGGAACUAGUGCUCACGUUUUUCGAGCAAAAGGCCCGCGCCGAGUACUACUCACAGGUGCUGGAGGAGGCGCACCUGAGGAAAGUGCUCUGCCGCGAGCAAAACCGAAUACUGCACGACUACGCCACGGAGCUCCAGACCUACAUCCUCAAUUCCUACCAGGAAACGAGAAAACUCGAGCGCAAAAAACUCUAUCUCCUGGAACAGUUGCGCCGCAUGGUGUAGAAGGGCAUGGGAUGCAGUUCUUCUUUUCCCUGCAUUCUCCUGAUGCGUGAGAUUGCAGAUUUUACGUACUUAUCAGCAUCGACAUACCUUCACUACAACCUGACCUACAGAUGACGGCCAGUUCCUCGAACGGCAUGUGGACCUGUUUAGUUAUGGCACAGGAUCGAUUUGAUUUCUAUUUCGCAACGAACAUCCCAAAAGGAUGAAGGACAACGGCAGACUUAGUGUGGACCAGCUGCACUGGCGGGUCUCGACAAUCAAAGCGCUAU